Messenger RNA from Myodes glareolus (Bank vole), 6045 nucleotides. The record is from RefSeq and is a predicted model, not a curated record. NCBI's taxonomy places the organism in Eukaryota, Metazoa, Chordata, Mammalia, Rodentia, Cricetidae.
GCCAGUCUAUCCAUAUGGGGAUGGGGAAGCCUUGGCAUUGUCCUUUUUCUAGUAACCUUUGGACCCUUUGUAAUAUUUUAUUUGGCAUUUUAUAUCCUCUGCUUUGUGGGAGGGGGUUUAGUGGUUACUCUCCUGUAUGGGAAGACAAACUCAGAGAAGCACCUCGAGUUGUGUGAGCACUCGUUCCUUCCUCCAGCGCCACCCGGGGUCCCUAAGUGCUUAGAAGAAAUGAAACGAGAAGCCAGGACCAUUAAAAUCGAUAGAAGACUGACAGGUGCCAAUAUAAUUGAUGAGCCUCUCCAGCAAGUUAUCCAGUUUUCGUUGCGGGAUUAUGUCCAGUACUGGUAUUACACACUGAGCGACGAUGAGUCGUUUCUUCUUGAGGUUAGGCAGACUCUUCAAAAUGCACUCAUUCAGUUUGCUACUAGGUCAAAAGAAAUUGACUGGCAGCCUUAUUUUACUACACGCAUUGUCGAUGACUUUGGCACUCACCUGCGAGUAUUCAGAAAGGCUCAGCAGAGAGCAACAGAGAAAGAUGAUCAAGUCAAAGGUACAGCAGAGGAUCUGGUGGAGACCUUUUUUGAAGUUGAAGUUGAAAUGGAGAAGGAUGUUUGCCGGGACCUAGUGUGCACUUCUCCCAAAGAUGAAGAAGGAUUCCUAAGGGAUUUGUGUGAGGUUUUAUUAUAUUUAUUGCUACCUCCUGGAGAUUUCCAGAACAAGAUCAUGCGAUACUUUGUCAGGGAAAUCCUUGCACGAGGAAUUCUUCUUCCAUUAAUAAAUCAACUCAGUGAUCCUGAUUAUAUUAAUCAAUAUGUCAUAUGGAUGAUCCGUGAUUCAAAUUGCAACUAUGAGGCCUUUAUGAACAUUAUUAAAUUAAGUGACAAUAUUGGAGAGUUAGAAGCAGUCAGAGAUAAGGCGGCAGAGGAACUACAAUACCUUAGAUCUUUAGAUACAGCUGGUGAUGAUAUUAACACUAUUAAAAAUCAAAUAAAUAGCUUAUUAUUUGUAAAGAAAGUAUGUGACUCAAGAAUACAGCGGUUACAGUCAGGCAAAGAAAUAAAUACUGUGAAGCUAGCAGCAAACUUUGGCAAACUUUGUACAGUCCCCCUGGACAGCAUUCUUGUAGACAAUGUUGCACUACAAUUUUUUAUGGAUUACAUGCAGCAAACUGGGGGUCAGGCCCACCUCUUCUUCUGGAUGACAGUGGAAGGCUACCGGGUCACAGCUCAGCAGCAGCUGGGGGUCUUACCACGUCACCAGAGAGACGGGGGACAGCAGACCACCCAGACCAGAGGUCUGCUGAGAGCAGCUGCCGUUGGGAUCUACGAACAGUACUUGUCUGAGAAGGCAUCUCCAAGAGUUAUUGUUGAUGACUAUUUAGUAGCAAAAUUAGCAGAUACUUUGAAUCAUGAAGAUCCAACUCCAGAAAUCUUCGAUGACAUUCAAAGAAAGGUGUAUGAACUGAUGCUGCGGGAUGAAAGGUUUUAUCCUUCCUUCAGGCAGAACGCUCUCUAUGUGCGGAUGUUAGCUGAGCUUGACAUGCUAAAAGAUCCUAGUUUCAGAGGAUCGGAUGAUGGGGAUGGAGAAUCUUUUAAUGGAUCUCCUACAGGAAGUAUAAAUUUGUCUUUGGAUGACCUUUCAAAUAUGUCCUCUGACGAUCCUGGCCAGCUUCAUGCCUACAUUUCCGACACUGUAUAUGCUGACUAUGACCCAUAUGCUGUGGCAGGCGUUUGUAAUGAUCAUGGCAAGACAUACGCGCUGUACGCCAUCACUGUACACCGGCGCAGUCUAAACACUGAGGAGAUGUGGAAAACCUACCGGCGUUACAGUGACUUCCAUGACUUCCACAUGAGAAUCACUGAGCAGUUUGAAAAUCUGUCGAGCAUAUUGAAACUCCCUGGUAAAAAGACUUUUAACAACAUGGACAGAGACUUUUUAGAAAAGAGGAAAAAAGAUUUAAAUGCCUAUUUGCAGCUACUCUUAACUCCUGAGAUGAUGAAAGCAUCCCCAGCCUUGGCACACUGUGUGUUUGAUUUCCUUGAGAACAAAGCCUACAGUAAAGGGAAAGGAGAUUUUGCUCGUAAGAUGGACACUUUUGUAAAUCCGCUUCGCAACUCUAUGAGGAAUGUGUCAAAUGCAGUCAAAUCCCUUCCUGAUAGCUUGGCGGAGGGAGUGACAAAAAUGUCUGACAACGUAGGCAGAAUGUCUGAGAGGCUGGGGCAGGACAUAAAGCAGUCGUUCUUUAAGGUGCCUCCUUUAAUUACGAAGACUGAUUCGGAUCCUGAGCAUUGUCGAGUCUCAGCUCAGCUCGAUGAUAAUGUAGAUGACAAUAUUCCACUUCGGGUAAUGCUUCUUCUAAUGGACGAAGUGUUUGAUUUAAAAGAGAGAAACCAGUGGUUGCGAAGGAAUAUCAAAAACUUACUGCAGCAGCUGAUUAGAGCUACGUAUGGGGACACCAUUAACAGAAAAAUAGUUGACCAUGUUGACUGGAUGACCUCUCCCGAGCAGGUAGCUGACUCAGUGAAGCGAUUCAGAGAUGCAUUUUGGCCCAAUGGCAUUUUAGCGGAAGCUGUUCCAUGCAGAGACAAAGCCAUCCGAAUGAGAACAAGAAUCGCAGGGAAAACAAAGUUGUUUGCAGUUAUGCCAGAUGAACUGAAGCACAUCAUUGGAGCGGAGACCACACGGAAAGGUAUUCUUCGUGUCUUUGAAAUGUUUCAGCACAACCAGCUAAAUAGGAGAAUGGUGUAUGUCUUCUUAGAAGGCUUUUUAGAAACCCUAUUUCCACAGUAUAAAUUCCGGGAACUUUUCAACAAACUUCAUUCAAGGUCAAAGCAGAUGCAGAAAUAUAAACAGAAACUUCAAAGUACUCAAGCGCCUUCUGUACAGAAAAGGUGACACUCCACCCUGUAAGCCUGGUGUGCACUUCUCCAGGACUAAUGGUGUGACUCGUGUACUGUUGCAUCUACACUGGUCUUUCCGUGUCUCCAAACAGACCCUAGUUCAUCCAGAAGACUGGGCCUCCUCAUUCUCACCUAUAAUCCAGCCACUACCAAGAGAGAAUCCUGUGUCUUAAAUGAUUUGGUGCAUUCUUUGCAACAUUGAGAGGAUACUGCCCCGUCUCAUUCAAGACUGGAGUUGGUCUCUUUUGUUCCAAACAAAUCAGCGUUCUCCAGCAGUGGUGAAGUGCCGGAGUGUACUUAGGAGCUAGGGAAGCACAAAGCAAUGGAUCCUAGGUCGCGAGCUUGUUAACUUUGCACACUGCGGUGUGACUGGGAGAGGUGUGUGCCCCUCGGUAAUCUCGUGGGCCGUUGCCAGCAUCCUGCUGUCAUGUGGGUCAGCAGGUGAGCGAUCUUUAGAACAAAUGUCUCAAGGUCUGGGAAAAGUGACAGGACACCCUUUGUGUAGGAAUAACUCUUCUCCAGAAUUACAGUUUGGUUGUGUAAAGUAAAACUCUAUAAAAUAGAACCAAUCAAAACUAGAAUUUGAUUGGAUUUAUUACUCACUGGUAUAAAUCUCCAUAGAUUUGUAUGUGCUCUAAGGGCUCAGCUCGCUCUUAUGGUACUCCACUCUCUCCUUUUCCUUUGGCAUUCUGUGCAGAAGAAGCAUGUGGUAGCUCUCUUAUAAGUUCAAAUUUUUUAAAAAUCUUUUAACAGAUUACUGAUUAUAUAGAAGGGGAAUUAUUUAUUGUAAGAACUGCCAAAUACAUUCUGUCCUUCAAAAAAUUGGAAAUUUAAACAGUACUCUAUUAAAAGGUACCAUAUGAUAACUUUAAUCAUAUGAUCUAGACAUGCCUUAGGUAACUACCGACAUAGCAAAUCAAAGGAUUAAUGAGCUUAUAGUCCUAUGUAAACAUACAAAUGCCUAAUUCUACUAUGUGUACAUAUAUGAAAAUAAAUAAUGAAAACAGAACUGUACUAUUUUUUAAAAUAUGCUUUUAUUUAUAUUUCGCAUAAUGUAAAAUUCUAAAUAAAGCUAGUACACAAAACCCUUUGGUGUAUACAUUUAACUCCCUAAUAUAAUUUUAUAUAUCAGUGAAGCAAAAUACCUUUUCCAUUUUUGAAGCCUUUACAUUUCCUGGUGUUUCCCAUUUGUCCAUUAAGAAGUCUUCAUAUCCCACGUAUGCAGGAUUUCUGUACUUUUAAAUACUUCCCAUGACUAGGGGUUUGGGAUAUAUCAGCUCUUUUUGUUUUACAAAUAUUUAACACUAAAACCUUAAAAUAGUGAAGCUACUUUUCAGACCACGAGCCAGUAUCCUGGUGUUAGAACGUUUGGGUGCUCACAGUAAAGGACAGAGUAUUGAUGUCCCGGUUAUUUGGGAGCUUUGAGAUUGGGACAGUAUAUCCGUGUCUUGCUUUCGCUUAGAUCCUUCUCACCCAGGAAAACCUGCGAACAGAGGGAGCCUUCCUGAAAAGCUCUGUGAUGUUCAUCAGUGCUGCUGUGCAUAUCUCUUAUGCACAUAUUCAGCACGUGUUGCAUGUCUUUCAGAAUUGCAUAAGUAGAAUCCUUUUCUUGCAACUUUCAAGUAAGAAAAGACACUAUUUCUCUGGUGUAAGAACUGUUUCUUAUACUCACCAUACAUCCUUUCCUUGCCCUGCCAGCCCCUUCCUCUACGCAGGCUUAAAUGGAUGUGUCAAACACACCUGUAGGGAGCCAGCGUAGCCAAGUGCAGUGGUCUUCAUACAUGUCCCUGCCCGUUCCAAUUAUAUUUUUACAUGAAUAAAUCUUAGUAUAUACAGAAGAAUUCAUGCAAGAGCCUAGUGUGUACAUGUGAAAUGCAUUUCUAUGUAAAGUGAGAAAACUGACCGUUAACCAGGGGAAAAAAGGUCAUAUAAAAUGCACAUGCUCCUGAUAACCCUGCCACACACCUGCAGCCACACCAAACAGAACCAUUUGAGUGAAAACACAGCCAUUUGAGCAAAUGUUUGUAAAAUAAUUUUUUGAGAAGAGUCUAUAUUUCAGGAGCAGAAAUGUCAAAUGGUCACGUGUCUACUUGUCUGUGCUUUCCCAUGGAGAGUGUGGCCGUGCUAUGGCUGCGGAUUACCUAUUGAGUGACUUGGUCCAGCUGUGUAUUUAACCCAGACGCCAAGUACAGUGUGCCACAUAUAAUAAAGUUGUUAUAUCUCGGGCAUUUAUUGCACAUAUGAGCAUACACGAAGAAGCUUUAUGUCUUCUCAUGUUGAGUUUCUGAAUGCUUUCAAGUCAGUAGUGCCUUUAGGCAAGGACCUUCAAAAUUAAUCAUUCUUUUGGAUUUUCUGAUUUUUUUUCAAGUAAUAUGUAACUACAUAGAAACCAUCACAACUCAUUAACCUAAAAUCUGAUUGUAUGACUUUAAAUGUAGCACUCAGAUGAGUAUUUCUUAUAAUUAGGGUAUUCUGUGUAGUUCCUGGAAACAGUCGUGCCAUUGACCAAUGGAUGCACUUUGUUAGCCUUAAUUUAAAACAAACAAAAAAUUCUUGAAUAUUUCAGUUUGAUCACUGUAAGUUUUUGCUGCAGAUUCUUGGGGAAAAAUAAAUCAAACAGUUAAAUGUAACCUAAAAGUGUACCAAUUUUAAAAAAUUAAGAACAACCUAAAUUUCACGAUCUACAGUUUUAAUUUUGUGCAAUAUUUUCAUUUGAUGCAUGUUUAUUUGAGUAAUUGUAAAAUAAGUACAUUUUUAAUGUUUUGAGAUCUAUAGUUCUGUUUUCUUAAUCCAACAACUUCAUUCUGUUGUUGCUGCACCUUAAUUAAGGACUUGUUUUAAAAGUCUUCUUGUCACUUGUAAAGUUUUUUUUAUCAGUAGGAAAUUUUGCUUAUGGGGCCUGGCUCCUGUAUUAUAAGGGAAAACUAAAGAGCACAUUCUCAGUUUGUCAGAAAACGUCCCUCGUGCCCAUCACUGUACAUACGUGUCUGUUGUGCCUACCUGCUUUGUCACUGCUUUCCUCCUCCAGGGGGACCAUCAGAAUGUCAGUUAUUUUUAUUAACUAAAAAGAUUAAAAUUUUUAUUUGGUUUGUGUUAUAUUCUGUCCAUUAGAAAAUACUAAUAAAAAUAUUAACAAACACUUUCA